Messenger RNA from Helobdella robusta, 1377 nucleotides. RefSeq lists its product as hypothetical. NCBI's taxonomy places the organism in Eukaryota, Metazoa, Annelida, Clitellata, Rhynchobdellida, Glossiphoniidae. The record is from RefSeq and is a predicted model, not a curated record. The transcript has 4 exons. Bases 1 to 672 code for a protein of 223 amino acids.
AUGCAAGCUGAACUGCAUACAUUCAAUUUGCUCACUUGUCUUGCAACAAAUUGCUAUCAACUUCUGCCAUCUAGCCAUAAACUCAAUUCUCUCCGCCUUUUCAUGCCUUAUUUGGCUUCAAUCGACAUUUGCUUUUUUCACUGCAACCAGCACCACGGACAGAACGAACAACAACAGAAGACCAUCUGUAGCACAGAGCACAGACACUCGCAGCAGUCACGCGCUGCACUGGCGCAGAAAAUCAACUCGAAUGAAGCGGAUGGUAGUGGAGUCGAGGAAGGCACAACGGCACACGCACCCAACCCGAUCCCGGCCAUUCCAAUCAAAUCGUCACUCUCUAAUGGCUUGACAAUAAGUGAAUUCGUUGCAUGCGCUUACAAGCAAUUUCGCGAUGAAAUGCUGCAAAAUGAAAGGAUUAAAAAACAGAAAAAAACAGAACAUUUGCAAAGCAACCCAACAGUCAAAAUGCUGGAAAGUUUAGAACACGAGAAAAAUGUAUCUCUGUACCUUCUGAAGAAGCACGGAUACAUUAAAAAUGACAAGGCAGAAGAUAUAAUAGAUGCGGAAGUGAUGUUGAGUGAUGAGCAGUUGAUACUUGAAGGACUCAAGAAACUUUGCCUGGAGUUGGCCACAUUAAAAAAAGAUGUUUACAAGUCCGUUCUACGCAACUAAAUACGUGAUGAAGAUUUUUUUAAUAAUUAAUCUGAACUUAUUGAUAAAAUAUAUACAUGGAAAAGUAAUACACGUCUGGUUUUCAUUCAUACCUUUUUUUUAACAAAAAAAUUUUAUUUCAAACAUUUUUAUUAAUAACUUAAUAACAAAUAGCUUGGCUAGUCAUUUCGUUACCUAGAUUCAACCAAAACAAAAAUGUUUUGAUAUUUCGAAACAAUUUCUUUCAAAUCCAAGUUAAGUAGUUAAGUUCAAAAACCAUUUAAAAAUUUAAUAAAAAGUUUUGGCAACCCGGAUCGAAAGUGAUAGAAUACAUACAUACAUUCGUAUACAACACAUACACGUUGUCGAAACUUGUUUGGGUUAGCGGCUUUAUUCAAUUUUAUAUCACAUUACAUAUCAUCGUAUUGUCAAAAAACAUAAUACAAAAUUUUUAACAAAAAUAACUUGAAUGUUUGUAAAAAAAAUUUAAUUGAGCUAUUUAAUUUUUUUCAUUGUGCUUAUUUUAAAUUCAUAAUAUAAACAAUAUUUUAGUUUGUACCAUUUACAUAUAUAUACAAUGAUUGUUGUAAUAUAUUUGUGUACAAUUUACUAAAUAACUAAAAUAUAGGUUUCUGAUUACUGUUGGUAAACCUUUAAGAGCAUCUAAUAAUAAUUUUACAAAUCAAUUUAUAAUUAAAAUAUUUACAAAUAUAUAAUAUUUGAAAA